Molecule: messenger RNA, 4631 nt
Organism: Myxocyprinus asiaticus (Chinese sucker)
Lineage: Eukaryota; Metazoa; Chordata; Actinopteri; Cypriniformes; Catostomidae
Product: plexin-C1-like
Exons: 31
Coding region: 133-4593 (1486 amino acids)
Biological process (GO): positive regulation of axonogenesis; regulation of GTPase activity; regulation of cell migration
Cellular component (GO): semaphorin receptor complex
Molecular function (GO): semaphorin receptor activity; protein binding
Source: RefSeq, a predicted model, not a curated record
CUCGCAUCUGUCAGCCCGCUGCUUUCACUUCAUCCACUGAGCCUGUAGACGCAUCUGAGCGCAUUUGUGUCGGUUUUCUGGGGACGAGGCCCAUCAAAUCAUCUGCUUUGUGGGGUUACUCAGAUAUACAAGAUGAGAGGAUACCUAUUUGGAAUACUUGUACUUUUAAAAUAUUGCAUCUGCCAAGAUGCGCACGACUUUGAUGGAGACGUCAAGGACUUUGUGGUUGGAAACCGUAAGUUGUACGUUCUUACCGACCGUCGACUUCAUCAGAUGAGACACGAUCUGUUUGUGGAGAAGAGUAAAGACAUCACUAAUGCCACACACCCCAAUACAGUGACCAUUCUGGUGCCCUUUGACGCGAACGGUACUUUGGUUACGUGUGGAACAUCUAACAGCGAAUAUUGUGAAGUUCUUGAUAUAAAUGAUAUCACAAACCGUAUUUACUGGGAAGGUGUAUCGGUUGGUCCUCAGCGGAAUGAGACAUCUGUAGCAUUCAUAGUUGAUAUUAAUCCUCAGGUUAACCCGAUGGGAACUUACCUUUUGAUUGCGAGAAAGAAAAGAAAUUCUAUUGCUACCUUGAGGGACACUUUGAACUCUGGCAAAGGUGGCAUUUUCUCCCAAAUAGAUGAAUUAUCAGACUCCUUCAUUAAGACCACCAGAACGCAUGUUGAGUUUGUUGACGGCUUCCAGGUAUCUUCGCGCAAUCUCUCGUACUUGUUUCUCAACACAGAGACUGAGACCGAGAGGAAAGUUCAUGUGUUGAGGCUGAAUAACUCUAUAGGAAGAAAAACAGAUAUUUUCAAGGACCUCAAAGGUGCAACUAUUGAAUGCUGUGAUGAUAAAGUUCGUCCAGUUCUUCUCGCCUCCACCAUUAUUCCUUCAGGCAAGUCCGUUAUCUGGGCAGGUGUCUUCAGUGCGCAAAAUGAACGUGAUCCAGAGAACACAGCGCUGGCUUUAUACGACAUCAGUCAUGUUGAAGGAAAAGUGAAGGGUUUCUGCCACAACAGUGAGAUGUGUCUUUCUGAGAGUGGUGUUAAACUUCAGCCGCGUGCUGUGGUUUUCAAGUACAGCUGGAUGACAUCAGUAGCAGCAGUUAGAUCUGAAUCCUGGAUUGUGCUGUUUAUAGGAACCAAAGAUGGCCAGCUGAUAAAGCUUGUGUUGGGUGAGACAUUCAAAGCAGGCUGUCCAAUGGUGCUAUACAAAUCUGAUGAUGAACGAUCAGUGUUUCCCAGAAUGCACUUUGAUCCAGUAGAUUCCAAACAUGUCUACAUAGCUUUGAAGAAUCAGAUCAGAAGAGUGUCUGUGGCUCAGUGUGUUAAAUAUAACACUCUCAAAGACUGCAGAGCUUCUCUGGAUCCUCUCUGUGGCUGGUGUGUGAACUCACACAGAUGUUCUACCAAAGAUGAAUGCUCAGAAUUUUCAUGGGUGUCCAUCCCAAAUGACUCUUUUCAGAGACAACUACUUUAUUUUCAGGUGGCAGAGAAAUCUUCCAGAAAUAUUUCUCUACAUCUUGCCUUGAGUCUGAAAAGCACUGGAAGUCUCAUCUUCUCAUGUGCCUUCACCGUAGGAAGUGUGAAUGUGUGUGACAGGUCUGAUCCCGCUGCAGUUUUCCCAAACUGUUCUUGUAGCUUUUCUGACCAGCUGCUGUCUACCAGAGGUUUAACAGUCUCAGCAGCAGUAACUAUUGGAGAUCAGAAGAUCACAGAGAUGUUGACGCUGAGGAACUGCUCCAGUAUCACAGAAAAGUCAUCAAAUGUUUCUUAUACACAGUGUGUGCAGUGCAUCUCAGCUGGGUGUCACUGGUCCUCUUCUCUCCAGCAAUGUGACUGGACACAUGAACCUGGACCACAGUUACAAGUACAGGAUGCAUGUAAAGAUUUACACUCUGGGACGGACUAUAAAGAGCCAGAGAUUAUCUCUCUAGAACCCAACAAGGUUUCUUUUCAUGGCAGAAACAGAGUUUUACUAAGAGGAAGUAACCUGGAAUCUGUCACCAAAAUCCAUAUUCAAGGGGAUCUGGACUGCAUUCCAAAAGAGGCUCCAGUGUUUGAACGCUCCAGUGACACUCUAAGGUUCAACGUUCCUCCUAGUGAAACUAAAGAAACAGUGAAAGUGUGUGCUGUAACUCCUGAUGGCCGUUGUCAUGGUAACAGCAUCAUCACUUAUAGUUCCCAGCCCAGCUGCACAGGAAUACAGCCCAAAGUCACCUGGAACAGUGGUGGACGGAUGAUUCGUGUGCAGGUGGUCAAUAUGGAGGUUGUGGAAUCAAUCUUCAUGCAUCCCCCCAAAAAAGAGCUUAUAACACACCACAACACAAGCUCAGGGGAUGUGUGGUUUUUCUCCCACACUUAUGAUUACAAUGGUGUGGUUAAUUUGUCUAUGAAAGUUGGGAACUCCGUUGUUGAAUGUGUUGGUAAUUUCUCCUACCUGCCUGAUCCAGAGUUCACUGGAUUCACCACCUCGGAGGUGUCUGACUAUCUAGUAGUGACCAUUCAGAAAAAGACAGAUAAGUUGAAUUUGAGUGAGAGUGAGGUGAAUGUGACUUGUCUACAGAAAGAUCAGCCAUAUAAAUGUGUUAUGGAGAGGAUUGAGUCCAAUGCCAUUAUUUGUAAGAUUAAACGAGAAUCUGGAAAAAUCCUCAAUGUUGACUCACUCACUAUACACGUUGGUGUGUUCACAAAAAAACUUGAGAUAACCCAAAGUGGUGUAAAGCAUUUAUACAUCUUUGUUGCAUUGAUUCUGCUCAUCAUUUUGGGCACUGUAGUUGGAUUUGUCGUUCACCGUAAGAGUCAGAUAAAAAUGAAUAAGAGAAUGAACAAGCAGCUGGAAAUGCUGGAGAGCAACAUCAGAAGGGAUAUUCGACAAGGCUUUGUUGAUUUGCAAACAGAAAAAUCAGACCUGAUCGACAACGUUGGGGCAAUACCUUUCCUAGAUUAUAAGCACUUUGCUUCAAAAAUUUUCUUUCCUGAGGCCGGCACUCUGGCAGCACAAAUGAUCAAAGACAUUGGCCAGGACUCUGAGCAGGCCACUGUUGAUGAGAAAUGUAAGGCAUUUGCUGUGCUGGUCAGAGAUAAGCAGUUUCUCACUUGUUUUGUGCAUGCAUUAGAGGAACAGAAGAACUUCAGCAUUAAAGACAAAUGUACAGUGGCAUCUCUGUUGACUGUCGCUCUGCAUGGAGACCUUCUUUACCUCACAGAGGUAAUGGAGGACCUUCUGCAGAGUCUGAUGGACCAGUCCAGCAAUGCAAAUCCCAAACUUCUGCUGCGUCGCACAGAGUCCAUUGUGGAGAAGCUCCUCACCAACUGGAUGUCCAUCUGUCUCUAUGGCUACCUCAGGGAAGCAGUAGGGCAGCCUCUGUUCCUGCUAGUGUCAGCUCUGACUCAACAGAUCUCUAAAGGGCCUGUGGACUCAGUGACAGAAAAAGCUCUUUACACACUUAGUGAAGACUGGCUUCUCUGCCAAGCACAAGACUUUGAGACCCUGAAACUGAAGGUGUUUUUUGCUGUGGGGACUGAUGGAGAGGUCAGCGAACACUUAGAGGUCAAUGCACUGACCUGUGACACCAUACACCAGGUCAAGGAGAAAAUCUUACAGACCUUCCAGCGCAAAUUUGGUUUCCCCUACACACGACAGUUCAGGGACAUUGAAAUUGAAUUUGAGAAGGCAGGACAUUUUGUCAUGCUACAGGAAGUUGAUGAGAGCUCAGAGGUUCGGGGACAUGUUACCAUGUUGAACACUCUGAGACAUUAUCAGGUGGCUGAUGGAGCGUGCAUUAAAGUUAUCACAAAAAGAGUGCAAGCCCCACUCAUGUCACAGAACAGUGUAAAGGAUGAUGAAAACUUCUCUACCAAAUACUUCCAUCUGGUUGAUCCAGAUAUAGAUCUAAGCAAACAUCCAGAGAGAAAAGAGGUGAAAUUCAAAGAGAUGUACCUCACCAAACUGCUGUCCACCAAGGUGGCAGUCCAUUCUUUUGUGGAGAAUCUUUUCAAGAAUAUCUGGGGAUUGCCCAACAACAGAGGCCCACUGGCUGUCAAGUAUUUUUUUGACUUCCUGGAUGCACAAGCAGAAAGAAAAAAAAUCUCAGAUCCAGAUGUCGUUCACAUCUGGAAGACAAACAGCCUUCCACUUCGUUUCUGGGUGAACAUCUUGAAGAACCCUGACUUUGUGUUCAGUGACAUGGAAAAGACGCCUCACCUAGACGGCUGUCUCUCUGUCAUUGCUCAGGCCUUCAUGGACUCUUUCUCGCUUGUCGAGCAAAACCUGGACAAGCAUUCGCCAACUAAUAAGCUACUCUAUGCCAAAGACAUUCCUAAGUACAAACUGGAAGUGAAGAUGUACUACAAGAUAAUGAAGGACACGCCCUCUAUUAGUAAUGAAGAGUUCAAGAUGUUUCUUCAGGAAGAGUCAAAGAAACAUGAAAAUGAGUUUAAUGAAUGUGCUGCCCUGCGCGAACUCUACACAUACCUGGCCCGCUAUGUCAGUGAGAUUUCUCAGAAGCUGGAGCAGACAGACGCACCCACCAGUUUGAAAGAGGAAAUGCACAAAGUGAUGAAGCUUUUUGACAACAUGAAGAGAAGUGCUUGGAGCUGAAAUUCUUCUGAUACUGCCUUUCAAACUUUCAUCUCCAC